UUAGAUGAUGAUUAAUAACAGAAUAGUGAAAUUGGAACGCCCUGUAUCGUUGAGUAACAAUUAUAUACGUUUUAAUUACACAAACGAAACAUGCGUACCAUUUGAUAUUCUCACCAUAUUUAAUCAAGAUAAUUAACCAAUGAUGAUAAACUUUUUUUGUCCUUAAUACACUGAGCACUCAACUAAUUAGUGUCCUGUUUAUAUUUAUAGUGAUAGUUAUUUACUUAAACUUAUUGCUAUUUCUUGUAAUUAGUGAACUCACCUUAAUCCAUGGUAUCAGUGUUUAUAUUCAAUUGUUGAACAUUCACCUAGAUCACUAGAUCAGUUUAGUUUGAUCGAGGAUUUUACAAGAAAUAUUUUAUAGCUUCAUCCAUUUAUUAUAUCAAUUGACUUGUUAAUUUCUAAUUGUUACACAGCAACAAAAACUGCGGAAAGUCAAACUGUUCCAUUGACAGUCUUGGGUUCAUCAAGGUUACUUUAAUCAUCUUGAUUAAGUUCGUUCUUUGUUGAACUUUUCUUCUUUGGAUCUUUUCAUUUGGCAUCAACCAUUUUCAUGAUGGUUCCUGACACAGCCUCAUUGCGUUCGUACGUGCCCUCUUCUAGACCCGACAAACCAAUUUCGUGCCUUGUAUGUUCAGACAAAUCUUUUGGAAAUAAUUUUGGUGCCAUAACCUGUGAAUCUUGUAAGGCCUUUUUCAGGAGAACGGCAAAUGAACGUGAUCUGGCUUGUCCAUUCAACGAUAACUGUGAAAUUACGAUCGCAACUCGCAAACAUUGUCGCAAAUGUAGACUAGAGAAAUGUUUUGCUGUUGGAAUGAUAAAAGAAUGGAUUCAAUCUGAAGAGCAGUUGAAAAUUCGACGAGCGAUUUUAAAAGAACGUAAACUUCGACGAGAAAUGGGUACAAGUGGACAAUCGACUAAAAGGUUCAAAACAAACCCACCGAUUGGAACAGGAGGUGGAAGUGGUGCCACAAACAGUGUCGGAGGAAGUUCAAUUAGUGGAAAUAGUAAUAGUAGUUCCAACGCUGGAACUAAUCAUGAAAGGCGAAGCUCAAAUUGGCCAAGCACUAAUGUUAAUGGACAGAGUUUAGAUGGAUCAAGGGUCAAUAGACAAUGGCAAUCAACUACUUCAACUUCAGUAAACAUAAAUACAAAUGAUAAACCGAUUGAUAAUAAUAAUAGGCAAUCAGUGGCUCAAUUUUUUCAUAAGAUUUCUGAUCAGAACUUUUUUGCUCAUCUUGUGAAGGCAAAUGAAACUCCUACAAGAAGUUCGAUCUCACGUAAUUCAGCUCAAUCAAGUCCAUUACAAAGAUCAUCUGUUAUCACUUUUACAGGUAAAUCAUCAGCUUCGUCAUCUCCUUCUCUCUCAAUUACUUCAUCUCCAGAGCGAUCAAGUCAAGAUGUUUGUGCUUUAGACAGCAAAGGUGCUAAUGAUGUAUCAAUGAAAGUUAAUUCGUUGACUAUCAACAGUUAUGAUCCAGAUUGUUUGCCAGUUUACCAGAAUUUAGUCAAGAAGCAACAACCAAAACCAUUGUGUUCACAUGUAACAUUAUCUUCAUCUUCAUCAGCCUCAUCAUCAACAACUACCAAACCAAUAUCACCAUUCUCAGUCAACACACCAGAAAUAGCACCAAUUAAAAAAUCAACAGAACCACCACUUUUAUCAUCAUCAUCGUCGUCAAUUCAAAAUCAAAUGAAAACACCUGAACCAAGUCUAUGUAAACAAAUGAAAUACUGGGUAACUGAAGAGAUUGAUAAAAAAAUUGAUAACUUUGUAAAACCAACUACUUCAACCUUACCAUCUACAUCCACCUCAUCAUCAUUAUCAUCUUCACAAUCGGAAUCAUCUAAAGCAGUUAGUUUGAAUGUUUUCCAUCAUAUAAUUGACUCUUAUUUCACUCGAAUCAACAUGAGAAACGAAAAGCACAUGGCAACAUUAGCGCUGAACUCAAUGGAAGAGACUCGACUAAUAGAACUUACCUUGGCCUAUGGAGUUUUUAACGAACCUUUGGCUUGUCCAACUACUACUGCAGAAAGUUUGAUUGAUGAUUGUUACAAUGUUUCGGUCGGUUAUUUACUCUCCAUGACCAAGAAGUUAACCGCAUACGCUGAGCUUCCCGUCGAAGAUCAAAUGAAUUUAAUUCGAGGUACUUAUGCCGAUAUAUUGGCGAUGAGAGGCAUCUUCUUAUUUGAUGUAGAAAAUUUACUUUGGCCGAUAAAAGGAACCAAAAUGACAGUUAAAUUCGAAGACAUAGAGCGAUUUGACAAAUCGUUUUACGAGGAUUAUCUUGAGUUUGCGAGAACUCUUAGUCCAAUUUGGAGAAACAAUGUAAUCAUCAACCAACUCAUUAUUGUUAUAAUGCUGUUCAAUUGUAACCUACCAAAUCUCAAGUCACCGGAGGCAAUAAGAUUGGAGUACUGUGCUUACAUUUAUUUACUUCAACGUUAUUUGGAAUCAAGUCUUAAUUUUAGUGAUCAACCAAAGGAAACUCUUUGCCAUAUUCUUGGUAAAAUUAACCGAAUGCAGUCAAUCAAUGGCAAUUUAGUUCGACUAUCAAUCAAAGAUCAACCUCUAGCUGAUAUUAAAAUUGUCGGUUCAUCUUCACUUCUUACUCCAGAUUGAGAAAUUAAAAUGCUGAUCAAAUAAAAUUAGCGCCAUUUUCUACUGAUUUAAUUGUUAAUCGGAUUAAAAAUUAUAGAUAGAUCAUUUGUUCCAUUCCAAAUAACCUAUUCAAUAUUUUAUAUAAUUAUGUUGAAAUAAAUAAUGUAUAAAUCGAUGCUAAAUCCAAAUUAGACUGUUUAUGAGUUAUGUUUAUGACUCUUCAGAUUUGUGAAUGAGCUUUCAUCAAAAUCUAUUAAAUUAAUAAAAUAGAAAAAAAUAAAAACCUGCACUAUGCUGUAGUUACUCAUAAAUAAAAUGACUAUCUGCGAAAGC
Molecule: messenger RNA, 2935 nt
Organism: Panonychus citri (citrus red mite)
Lineage: Eukaryota; Metazoa; Arthropoda; Arachnida; Trombidiformes; Tetranychidae
Product: nuclear hormone receptor HR96-like
Exons: 4
Coding region: 554-2623 (689 amino acids)
Biological process (GO): negative regulation of transcription by RNA polymerase II; positive regulation of transcription by RNA polymerase II; cell differentiation
Molecular function (GO): nuclear receptor activity; zinc ion binding; RNA polymerase II cis-regulatory region sequence-specific DNA binding
Source: RefSeq, a predicted model, not a curated record